GCCACGCCGCCUCCACCAUCCCCCUCUCUGUGUCCUUCCUUUCAGACUUUGAGCAGGAGUCUGGGAUUGAGAAGGCCGUACGGAUGAGCACCAAUGUGGCCGUCGCCCUGUCCACCACCCCGGCGGUGCUGCCCACCAGUGCCGUCCAGCCCAUGGGCACCCCCUUCGAGAUGCCGCCGUCGGAGAGCCCCAUCCCCAAGACUGCUACCACCAUCUCAGCGGUGACCAAAGUCUCGGCGGUCCCCACCGUGGCUGCCUCUACGGCCUUGGAAGCUGUGGCCACUGAGGCUCCGGCCGUGGCCACUGAGGCUCCGGCCGUGACCACGACCACGACGGCCUCUGCCACCGCUGAUAUCAUCCCGACCGCCGCCAGCGUCCCCACGUACCCUCCGUCUGCCGUCGGCGGGCCAGUUCCUCGGACGACGGUCCUCCCCAAGCUGCCACCUCCUCCCCCAGCGACGGUGGCGGCCACAGUCCAGGCCACGGUGGCGGCCACAGCCCAGGCCACGGCCCCCGCCGCCUUCACCCUCUCUGUGGCGGCUUCUGGCCUGGACACAGAGGCGUCCACCCCGAAGCUGGUGGUCACCUCCACGCCGAGCACCUUGCCGAAGCCAGAGACCUCUAGGCCCCCAGCCAUCCUCGAGAAGAGCACCGUGGCCGUGGGAUCGGAAGCCCUCGAGCCCACUGAGGCGCCGCAGACCCCUACCCCAGAAGCCCCACUGGCUACAAACCGGGAUGUCGAGGCAGAAGUACCGUUCCCCAGUGGGGACUCAGAACCCCCAGAGGAGGGGAUCACCCAGCCCGAGCUGGACAAUGAAGUGGUGGCCGUGGAGGACAGGACCACUAUGGUCGGAGUGAUGCCCAAGGAUGAAAAAGCUGGGCCGGAUCUAUUUGACAACACCAUUGACUUGGGCAACUCAGCAGCCCAGCUGCCUCAGAAGAAUAUCCUAGAGAGGAAGGAGGUGUUAGUAGCGGUGAUUGUGGGAGGGGUGGUCGGAGCCCUCUUUGCUGCUUUUCUGGUCACACUGCUCAUCUACCGCAUGAAGAAGAAGGAUGAAGGGAGCUACACCCUGGAGGAGCCCAAACAGGCCAGCGUCACGUACCAGAAGCCCGACAAACAGGAGGAGUUCUAUGCCUAGAGGGACCUCCGUGCCUCCUUCUUGCCUCCCCUCCCCUCCCCUCCCCUUCCCCCAGCCUUCCUGUCUUCUCCUUCCCCCACUUUUGCUUACCCCUUGGACAGAACUGACUGUGAGUCUUCUAAAUCCCUCUGCUGCACUGGACCCAAGUUACUGCUGGUGCCGGGGACGUCGUCCGCAGACCCUUGUGCCCUCCCUCUGGCACCUGGGGCAGGACCUCGGAAAGGGGGCAGCCAGCCUCCCCUCUCCUAUCUCCCCAACUCGGAUUUGCCACCCAGACCCCAUUUGCUCCCGGAGGAGCGCCGAUCAACACCCCUCCCCACUUCCCAGGCCAAAGCCGGGAUCAGAGGAGCCGGCGGCCGGCCAGGCUGGGGCUCCGAGGACCUUGGGCCAGAUUCUUAUCUGUGGGAGAAGUGAGAGUCAGACAAAACUUUCUUUGAUGGAUAAAUGAGGGGGCGAGACUCCGGAAUCUUUCUCCUCUCCCUCGGGGCCUCUGCGGCCUUCUCAUCAGAGCCGGGAGGUUUCUCCUGGACUGGCAGCGGGGCACCUUUUGUCACGGGCCACGGACCUUUAGUGUAGUGGUUUUCGGGGCCCCUGGCAGCCAAUGCCAUCUCUUAGGCGGCACGUCUUCUGGCCGUGGCUAGUGAGCCCUGUGGACGGUGCUGGAUUGGAGGCGGGAGAAGGAAAGAGAGGCAGAGGAAGAGAGAGGCUGAAUGGA
Molecule: messenger RNA, 1854 nt
Organism: Gracilinanus agilis (Agile Gracile Mouse Opossum)
Lineage: Eukaryota; Metazoa; Chordata; Mammalia; Didelphimorphia; Didelphidae
Gene: SDC3
Product: syndecan 3
Exons: 3
Biological process (GO): cell migration
Cellular component (GO): cell surface; membrane
Source: RefSeq, a predicted model, not a curated record